This is a messenger RNA of Lymnaea stagnalis (great pond snail), 5579 nucleotides long. NCBI's taxonomy places the organism in Eukaryota, Metazoa, Mollusca, Gastropoda, Lymnaeidae. The record is from the annotation of a GenBank genome assembly.
UGGCUGUCUACAUGACGUUAGCUCUUCAUCGCUUUGUUACCAAGUACACAGGAGCACACAUGCAUCGGUGUGCGAUAAAGUUCUAUUUAAGGCUGUAAGUUUGUUGUUGACAAAUUUCAGCCGCACCUAAGCUGCAUCCUUUGCUAACAGCAUCACCUAGCAAAUCCUGUUCACGGACGGCAAUGUCUUCCUCCAGGAAAGCCACAGAUGGGGCUGGACCCAGCGAUCAGAAGCAUUCGACGAGAUACACGGCUAACACAGAAGCGGGACCGAGUUCUGGCGUCAAGAGGAGGAGGAGAAGACCGAAACUGAAGUUUCAGUUCCCUACAUCGGUGCCGAAAAAUAUGCAAGACGUGAAGUUCGACACGUACAUAAAGAAGGUUUGUUUUAGCUAGAAGUAAUCUCUCUCGAUUUUAGAUUGCAUUCUUCUUCUUCUGUAUAUUAAGGGCCCACGAUCAAUUCUUUGAUAUGUAUAGCUCUUAUGCAUGUAGAAGGGAUUCGCCAUGUUUCUGUGCCUGGUUUUUGAAGAGGCUAUUUCACGGGUUGCUAGGGCUACUCGGCGACAGUAUCACGAAUUGGGGGUUGAAAGGCGUGAGACAAUAGACGCACAUGUCUCAAGUAGUGUCCCUCUGCUGUUUCUUCUUGACGCUUUUUCCAGUCCCUGAUUGUCUUUGACAUAAAUGUCCAGGUCCUGUACUGUGUUUUUUUGCUGUUAUAACCCGGAACUGGUUGCUGUCGUCUCAAUGUUUUCGUGGAGGAGGUAGUGGAGGAGGGGGGGGUGAGGACAGGGACGAGUUUAUGUAUAAGGCUGGAGCAGUGGACCAACCCAAUUUUAAAAAAAAAUAAUCUUGUACCUCACGGAGAGCCUGGUUUAUAACUUAUUGGUGACUCUCUCACCAGAGAAUGAUUCAAACCAGAAUAAUUAAUAAUACAAUUUUUGUUAGAGCCGUCAGGUUUUGUGUAGUAAAUGGAUACGUCAGAGUUUGGGCGGGAAACAGUUCUCCUGAAGUGAUGACUAUCUUGGCAUGGUACUAAGCUCUUCCCAACUAUCUUGUCAGUUCCAAUUGAACUGCUAGGCAUUUCCGACUUUCAUUUAAGAUAAUUCAAUAAUAGUAUUUUGUUAUAUUUUCCAGGUAAUGGUCUUUAAAAUGUAGUGUGUGUCUAGAGUGUGUCUAAGUUGUGUCUCAUAUUAAAUAUACUAAGUACUUUUGGUAUUUUUAUUUUAUCUAUUUAAAUAAUACCUUAUGAAAGUGUUGUUGUUCAUCCGUCAAGAUCGACUAGGACAAUCUAAUCAUCGUGUUAGGGGGAUGGGUUGGUCAUUGUGAGUUCGUAGGUGGCCGGCUAGUCCGAUACGUGCUUGGAAUAGUCUCUGACCCCGUGGGCAGGGCAUAGUUGCUGUACUUGGUGAUCUAAUGUUGAUUUUUCCGGACUAGCCUGCGUAUCACAGCUGUGUAUCUCCUACUGGCUUCAAGAGAUUCAGCCACCUUCUUUACAGCUGAUCUCCACCUCUUUCUUGGACUGUCUGCAUCCAUUCAGUAGGGUUGAUGCUGAAGGCCUUUAGUGCAACUUGUAGGUUGUCUUUGUAACGCUUUCUUUGACCUCCUCGUGAGAGCUUUCCUGGCUGGAGUUCGUCGAGGAAAAUCUGUCUUGGGACCCGGUUCACUUCCAUACGCGCUAUGUGUCCCAUCCAACGGAGUUGAGACCCCAUCAGGAGGUGAAGAUGCUAGGUAAGUUCCUUCUAGCAAGAACCUCCGUGUAAGGCACUUUGCUUUGCCACCUGAUGCCGAGAAGUUUCCUGAGGUAAGUUGUGUGAAAGUUAAGUUUCUUUGCGUGACACUCGUAGACUGUCCACAUGUGAUAAAAGUAACGGAAAUGUGUAGGAACAUCAGCAGAUGUACUAUUUUCCUGCAGUUAGAAAAUAUUAAUCAAUUCCAGACAUUUGCCCCAUUUUCUGUUCAUGAUAGCUGAACAUUUAUUUAACAUCAAACCAAGUGUUAACCAACCAAAUAGAUAAUGGAUCUUUUUUUUUAAUCUGCACGUUUAAUCCAAAUGUAGAUAAAUGUUUGAUUUUUUUUUUUUUUUGCAGUUAUUGUUUAACUAAAUUCCAAGCUAGACUUUUUCAGAUUGAUGUCAAUCAAUUUCAAUGUUGCGAGUUAGGGUCUUAUGUUAUCCAAUUGAAAUUGUACAUUGGGAAAAGGCUUAAUAAGCGAGCUGUCGAGCUAAGACCAAGCACUGUGUGCCUCCGCAAACCUCUCCUCUCAUAAACCAGAUUAGAGGGUCGCGAAGCGGCACGUUGGAGAUCACCCUUUACCAUACAGUGCCCACUCGAACAGGUGUUAACAGAGUCCAUGCCAUCCAAGGACAUCCGGUCGGCCGGUGACCCUGCUCUCACGUGCUCAGCAGUCAACUUUACCAGGGGUUCGGAUUUGAAUAUUUACGUCCUAAAAUCUUCCCCACUCCCGUCCAAGGGAAGCGUAAGAAGCCAUCGCACAGGGAUUGCUACAGUAAGGGAUUGCUACAGUAAGGGAUUGCUACAGUGAGGGAUUGCUACAGUGGCCUUCUAGCCCACGAUUAUUUUACAAAGCAGCUUGGACGAAACGGUUUGAAAGGAACGACGUCCUCUUAGUGAUUUGUCAAUAGAAACAUAAGCAUGAGGAUGCCACUACCCGCCACGUGAUCCACAUCUAUUAACGGCUAAAUGUAAUCAUGAUCCCUACCCUGUUUCUCCCUUAAAUUACAGUGGCCCACUGUCCCCGGGUUGGUAGCCCUGCAAAUGCUACCAUUUACGGCAGAUACCACGGAAGUCCCUCGUUAGGUCUGCGGCGGUUCACGCAAUGGUUGUUUUAUUCUCCAGAUAAUUUCUCGGGGAGGGGGAUUAUGUUACCCCAUAAUAAGUUUGAUUUUUAUGUUACCCCAUUAUAGGUUUGCUUUUUAUGUUGCCAAAAAGAGAAACACGAGAGAGGGGGUUGCUGGGUGUCAAAGGAAAUAUGCUACUAUUUUAAAAUGGAUUAAACUUUAUUUUUUGGCGCUCCUUCUUAUGCAGAAAUAAAGUUAUUCAAAGUGAUACUAUUUUGAAGUUCUCCCUUUGAAAAUGUAGUUUUCAAAGUUCUACUGUUCUGAUGCUCUCCCUAUAGAAAUGCCGUUUUUAAAGUGAUUUUUAUCUCUGUUGAAAUAUAUAUUUGUUCAAAGUGAUACUACUGUGUUGUUCUCCCUGUAGAAAUGUAAUUUUCAAACUGAUACUUUUGUAAUGUUCUGCCACUGGAAAUGAAGUUUUUCAAACUCAUAUUAUUGUUUUUUUCUCCCUGUUGAAAGUGAUACUUUUGUUAUGCUCUCUCUAUUGAAAGUGAUACUUUUGUUAUGCUCUCCCUGUUGAAAGUGAUACUUUGGUCAUGCUCUCUCUGUUGAAAUUUAGUUUUUCAAAGUGUAACUAUAGUCUUGUUCUCGCUGUUGAAAUGGAAUUUUCCAAAGUAAUGCGAGAAUGAUGCUCACCCUGUCGAAAUAAAAUUUUCAAAGUGAUGCUAAUGCGAUGGUCUUUCUGUAACGCGCAGGUGCUGAAGAAAGUCAAGCCCAGAAUCAAAAUGGCCGGCCCGUCGAUCAAGCUGAUGGACAUCAUCAUGAAGGACACCCUGCACCACAUCGCCACGGAGGCCAAGGGCAAGAUGGGGCGAAGGAAGACUCUUAAAGUAAGUAGACGUAGAAAGGUCAAGGGCAAGGUGAGGAAACCUCUGAAAUUUAUAAGGCGUGGAAAGGUCAAGGACGGGGUCAGGAGGAGGAAACCUCCUAAAGUAAGUCGGCAUAGAAAGGUCAAGGACAAUUUAAGGAAAACUCUAAAAGUUUGUAGGUAUAGAAAGGUCAAGGACAAGGUGAGAAAACUCUUAAAGGAAUUAGACAUGGAAAGGUAAAGGACAAGAUGAGACUCUUAAAGUAAGUAAACAUAGAAAGGUCAAGGACAAGAAAUGCUUAGUGUGGUCGUUCAUAGUGUCCAGUGUGGUCAUUCAAAAAGUCAAAAAUGUAAAAAAAAAAAAUUCAGUUUUUUGUCAUUGAUUAUAUGUGACGACACUUUGAAAUAGAUCAAUUUAAUUCAUUUGGAAAUGUAUUUCUUGCGUCCGCGCAAUCACACACAGAGAGAGAGAGAGAGAGAGGCAUAGCAAGAGACAUGCAGAGCGUGACAUAGAGAGACAGAGAGAUAUUAUAUUCAUGCAUUCUACUCACACAUUCUACCCAUACAUUAUAUUCAUGCAUUCUUCUCAUACAUUCUACCCAUGCAAUAUAUUCAUGAAUUCUAUUCAUACAUUACUCAUACAUUAUACUCAUGCAUUGUACUCGCACAUUCUACCCAUGCAUUAUAUUCAUGCAUUCUACUCAUACAUUACCAAUACAUUAUAUUCAUGCAUUCUACUCAUACAUUACCAAUACAUUAUAUUCAUGCACUCUACUCAUACAUUACCAAUACAUUAUAUUCAUGCAUUCUACUCAUACAUUACCAAUACAUUAUAUUCAUGCAUUCUACUCAUACAUUACCAAUACAUUAUAUUCAUGCAUUCUACUCAUACAUUACCAAUACAUUAUAUUCAUGCACUCUACUCACACGUUCUACCCAUACAUUAUAUCCAACCAUUCUACUAAUAAUUUCUGAAUUUUUUUUUCCGACAGCCCAAAAUCAUCAUGAAAGCGCUAAAGAAAAUCAUGUCUAAGAAUCUGGUGCAGCGGGCCCACGAGCAUGGUCAGCGGGCACUGGACAGAUAUGAGGCCAAGACGAAGAGACGAAGGUAGAGACUCACUCCAAGAUGGCGGCUCCAUUACAAGACACGGGAGCCACAGGGAGCCAUCAGGACCCAUCAGAAGCCAUCGGGAGCCAUCAGGAGCCAUCGGGAGCCAUCGGGAGCCAUCGGGAGCCUUCAGGAGCCAUCAGGAGCCAUCGGGAGCCAUCGAUAGCCAUCGGGACCCAUCAGGAGCCAUCGGGAGCCAUCGGGACUCAUCGGGAGCCAUCGGGAGCCAUCAGGAGCAAAUGCUAGCUGAGAUAUUCCGUACUUAGAGGAUUGAAUCAGUUUCUGAAAAUGAGGACUGUUUGUCAGGACUUGGAUGUUUAGACUCAGGUCAAUUUUAAAUCUUUAACAUAUGAAAAAUAAAUAAUCGAAUACAGAUUUAGUUAGUGUAAGGGACAUUAUUUAGGAUUGAAUUCACAGUUGUAAGAAAGAUUGGAUUGGUAUUUAAAUGAAAUAACAUAUGAAUAGAAUUGUGAACUAAAAUUCAUCUGAAAGUUUUUUAAAAAGUAUGUCGAAUUAGACACAGUUGCAUGAUGGGAAUAUAGAUGGCAGUGAAAGGCAAAGAUUUUAAACCCAUGAAACGAAUGUGUCGGUGUGAAUCACUGUUAAAAGCAUAAUGACAAGACUGUCUCUACAGGUGCCAGCUUUUUCUGUGUGUGUGUGAUUGAUCUAUAGUUUUGCUGAACCCAAGAGUUGUUCAGUCUGACCACGUGUUCUGUCAGCAUAUUUUAACAUAUGAUUAGUGCAACGGGCUUGUGAGAUGACAUCUUAAAGCCCCGAAUGGAGUGCAUGAUUAAAAAAAUGGAAAUAUUA